AUGCCGCCCGCACUCCCUCAACUCCUAACCACGGUCCUGACCGCCCUCACCCUCGGUUCCACCGCCCUCGCCCACUCACACCUCGCGUACAUUAUCGUUAACGGCAAGCUCUACCAGGGCUUCGACCCGCGCCCGCACCAGGCCAACUACCCUUCCCGGGUCGGGUGGUCCACCGGCGCCGUCGACGACGGCUUCGUCACGCCGGCCAACUACUCCACCCCGGACAUCAUUUGCCACAUCGCCGGCACCAGCCCGGCCGGCCACGCGCCCGUGCGCCCGGGCGACCGCAUCCACGUCCAGUGGAACGGCUGGCCGGUCGGCCACAUCGGUCCCGUGCUGUCGUACCUCGCCCGCUGCGAGUCGGACACGGGCUGCACGGGCCAGAACAAGACCGCGCUGCGGUGGACCAAGAUCGACGACUCCAGCCCGACCAUGCAGAACGUCGCCGGCGCGGGCACCCAGGGCGAGGGCACCCCCGGCAAGCGCUGGGCCACCGACGUGCUGAUCGCCGCCAACAACAGCUGGCAGGUCGCCGUGCCGGCGGGGCUGCCGACCGGCGCGUACGUGCUGCGCAACGAGAUCAUCGCGCUGCACUACGCGGCGAGGAAGAACGGGGCGCAGAACUAUCCGCUCUGCAUGAACCUGUGGGUGGACGCCAGUGGUGAUAAUAGUAGUGUGGCUGCAACGACGGCGGCGGUGACGGCGGGGGGUCUGCAGAUGGAUGCGUAUGACGCGCGCGGGUUCUACAAGGAGAACGAUCCGGGCGUGCUGGUCAAUGUCACGGCCGCGCUGUCGUCGUAUGUCGUGCCCGGGCCGACGGUGGCGGCGGGCGCCACGCCGGUGCCGUACGCGCAGCAGAGCCCGAGCGUGUCGACGGCGGCGGGCACGCCCGUCGUCGUUACAAGGACUAGCGAGACGGCGCCGUACACGGGCGCCAUGACGCCGACGGUUGCGGCGAGGAUGAAGGGGAGGGGGUAUGAUCGGCGGGGUUAG
Molecule: messenger RNA, 993 nt
Organism: Thermothielavioides terrestris NRRL 8126
Lineage: Eukaryota; Fungi; Ascomycota; Sordariomycetes; Sordariales; Chaetomiaceae
Product: glycoside hydrolase family 61 protein
Exons: 1
Coding region: 1-993 (330 amino acids)
Source: RefSeq, a predicted model, not a curated record